Drosophila sulfurigaster albostrigata is the source of this 5098-nucleotide messenger RNA. RefSeq names its product serine-rich adhesin for platelets (gene srl). Lineage: Eukaryota; Metazoa; Arthropoda; Insecta; Diptera; Drosophilidae. Gene Ontology annotation, biological process: positive regulation of transcription by RNA polymerase II. The transcript has 7 exons. Bases 364 to 3723 code for a protein of 1119 amino acids. Gene Ontology annotation, molecular function: transcription factor binding; RNA binding. Gene Ontology annotation, cellular component: nucleus. The record is from RefSeq and is a predicted model, not a curated record.
CGUUCCCCGCGGUCGUGCGUCCGUUCGCUCGCGUCCACGUGAACACAACAUCAUUCAGCAAUGUGAUUCAUUAAUUAUUAGAUAAAAAUCGUAUUAAAUCCGUGUGGUGGUUGCCGAGAGUCCAAUUAAAAUCCCAAAACCAAAAUAAACAAUCCAAACGUGGUCGUCUUGUAACAUUUAAAUAUUUUAAAACUGUGCGUUGGCGUUGUAGACGCGGCGCUCAACAUGUGAGGUUAAAGCAGACAAACAGACGACUGCAACAACUGUUAAUAACUAAUUCGAGCAGUGACUAAAGUAAUAAACAAUUAAAGCCGAGUGUAGAGCAGAGUGCUCUUUUAAGAUUGAUUGCACAAACUAAUUGUAAUGGAUUCACGUAUGCUGAAUGUGUUUCACGAGGAUCCCUUCGAGGGUAACUUUGUCAAGUAUGAUCCAGAACCGAAUUUCUGGUCCGCCAAUGAUGAUUUGCAGCUCACUGACACGCUGAAUGGCAUUUUGCCCAUUGCGCCCACAGAUGAAUCGCUGCUUGGUCAAAAGGAGUCCGAUGAGCAGCUGCAAAACAACAAGAACUUGCUCAUCUACAGCGACUUUGUCGAUCAGCAUUUGAGCGACGAUGCGAAUGUGCUGAAUGGUCAGGUUUACAGACACAUCUCGGGCAGCGAGGUUGAGGCUGCCUACGAGCAACAGCGUCAGCUGAGCGCAUUGAUUAACUCCGAUGAUGAUGAUGAGGAUGACGAAGAAGAUGUGGCUGGCGAUGAAGUGCAGAGCCAGUGCAGCAAUUCAACAUUUCGCACACGCACUGACAGCUCCUCGAUUGGCGAUUACGAAUCGCACUCGAGCGACUACGAUGACGAUGUGCCCGAUGAGCCGAUGAGUUCCUUAGGUGAUGCUGGACAUCUGCUGACGGCAGAUAUGUUUGCCUUGCAGGAUGAGCGCAAGAAUCGCACGUUGAGCACGAAUACAAUUGGCUCAGAUGCCGAUGCCCUGGGACUGAACAUCGAUGUGAACAACUUUGAUUUGGCCGACUUUAUCACAAAGGAUGAUUUCGCCGACAAUCUCAGCUCACUGCGCGCGAAGCAGGCUGUGAAAACGAUGGAGCAAAGCCCAGCACCCAUCGCAGCAGUGGCUCCAGUUGCUGCUGUCCCAUUACCAAUUGCAGCGCCAGUCAAAGCAAAGGCGGCAACAACACCAGCUGUGAAAGCGGUCACAGCGCUGCCAAAGCCUGUGAUUAUCUCGUCGAAGAGUCGUGACUCUGAUUACGACUCGGAUUCCAUCAUUGAUGUGGAGACUGUCGAUGUCAUCGAUGUGGAUGAAUCGUUGUGGGUGGCCAAACAACAAACGGCGGGCGAAGCUGUUGUUCCCGCUGACGAUUUGUGCUAUGUGGACAAUGUGAAGGCCGAUCCAUCGUGGAGUCCCAAGCAGCCGAAACAGCGGAUUGUCUCUGCCGAGCACAAGGCGGCGUCAAGUCAAACGGCAGCCAAGACAGCUCCAGUUGCAGCCGUGGCAGCAGAAGUGGCACCAACAGCAGCAGCAGCUAGUGCAGCCAGUGCAGCGAAGCCAAAGACCAGCAACAACAUUUGCCUGGUGCCCAACAAGAAGCAGUGCGAUUUUCUCAAGCGCAAGGUGGGCGGCAAGGCAGCUGUCAGCACAGCGACGAGCGGCAAGUCGAAGGCAGCGGCCAAGAAGGCGCAAGAGGCUAACCACAAGAGCGCAGCUGCUUGCAAGCAGCUCAUCAGCACUGGACUCGGUCUAGGAGGCAAGAAUCUUGCUCUGCUGAAGCAUGAACGCGAUGCGGCUGUUGCGUUGUUGCCCACUGCGGAAGUUGCAGCGUCUCCAACGCCUGUGUCGGUGCCUGCGCCUAAGCGUAAGCUGAAUCUGGAAGAGUACAAGCAGCGCAAGAGUGGCGGCGGAGUUGCAGCCACAUCCGCAAGACAGCAGACACCCGUGCCUGCCAAGCAGCCCAAGCUGGAGGCAAGCAAGGUGGCGGUGGUGGCGCCGCCAAUGCCGGUGCAGAAGACGCAACCAUCGCCGCAAAAGGCAGCCAUCUGCAGCAUUGUGAACAGUCUGAAGAGCCCGACGAGUCAGGCAGCAGCUCCGCCCACCGAUCCCAUAACGGUGGCCAAAAACAAAGUGCUACGCAUGCUGGAGAUGAAGCGUGCGCAGCAGCUGAAGAUUAUCGAUUCGCGGGUGUCGGCGAAGGUGCCGCGCGUGACAAAGUUGCCGCCGCUUAAGGAUAUUGUUAAGGACACGUACUGCAUGGAGACUGAGCCAGAGCCGGAGACGCAGGCAGCAGCUGCUGCGAAUAGCAAACUGCAUGCUGACUACGAGGAGAUCAUCAUUGUGUCGGCCAGCUGCAACACAGACAUUACGAUACCGCCGCAUCAGGCGAGCGUGGCACUCAGGGACAACAAGACAACGACGCCCUCGUCACGCUCACUGCUCAAGUCUUCGGUGUUGCUGUACAACAUGUCGCACAGCAGCGAGGCGGGCAAGGAUAUGACAAACUCCUUGAUUGCCAGCAUACAGAGCGAGGUUGUGAGACAAACGAAUUGCGUGGCUCUGGCCGCAACAUCAGCAGCAGGAGCAGAGGCAACAACGGGAGCAGCGACAGCGACGCAGGCGGAUAAGAAUGCACAGCAUGGCGAGGAUAAGGUCAUCAUGCAUCUGGCCAAGAAUCGUGUGCGGAAACGCAUGGUCUCCAUGGGCACUCAGACAGAUCUGCAACCCGAAUUUCCGCUCCUCACGUUGCCCACAGCGCGUCAGUCGCGUGAACGCACGCGUCGCAGUUAUCGCAAGCGUCGCGUCGAUGGCUCGAAUGGCAGCUCGAGUGGCUCCUCAACCUCGUCCUCGAGCAGCAGCAUGGCCUCGUAUCGCUCUCGCUCCAAUUCCAACUCAACAGAGCGACUGCGCCACUCGGAUGCGACUGCCGCAUGCAGCGUAGGAGGAAGCAUCAAUGGCGGUGGUUAUUCAUCGCGUAGCACACGGCGUCAUCGCAGCUCGGUGAGUUCCUCAUCCUACUCGGAGUCGGGCAAGUACGAACGGCAGCAGCGACAACGUCGCACCAGCUACAACAAACGCCGCUCGAAAAAUCUAACGCGCGACAAUUGUUCCACCUCGGGAUCUGAGUUUAGCGAUCGCGAGCGCAGUCGCAGUCCGUUGCGACGCUCGCGUUCGCCAACUGUCAACAACAGCAGCAACAGCAACAACAAUCGACGUGGUUACGUGGACCGCAAUGUGUCGCAACCAGCGGUGGAGGAACGUCGCAUUGUCUACGUGGGACGCAUUGAACAGGAGACCACAAAGGAGAUGCUGCGUCGCAAAUUUCUGCCCUACGGCAGCAUCAAACAGAUAACGAUACACUACAAGGAGAAUGGCAUGAAGUAUGGCUUUGUGACCUUUGAACGUGCGCAGGACGCAUUCACAGCCAUCGACACAAGCCCUCGGGAUGCGCAAAUCAACAUGUAUGACAUUAGUUUCGGGGGCAGACGCGCCUUCUGUCGCGCAUCGUACGCCGACUUGGACAAUGCCGGCAUCAAUAAUUACCAUUCGUACGUGUUUCCCAAGGCAGCGCCGGCUGCUGCGCCGCAGGAGGAUUCAUUUGAGGCGCUGUUGCUGAAAGUUAAAGCGAAACUGAAUGCAGGCAAGCCUGGAGCAGCAGCGGGAGAAGAAGCAGCUCCAUCAACAACAACAGUUGCUGGAGACAACAGCAACAACGGUCAAAUUUGACAUCUUUACUGCAGUCAGCUUAUCGCUGUAUUUCAAUAUUUAUGAUUUGCCAACUGAAUUUUGAGUUUAUACCAAGAAUCGCAACACUUUUUUUAUACGUAGCACAUAAAUAGACAUUUAGACCAUGAAGUUUCUACCCGUACAACCGAAAGCCUGAUUAUCUUUUUAUAUAACGUUUUUCAUAAUUUAUUACCUAUUAACUAUACAAAAUAGUUGACAAUAGAAUCGCAUCCAACAAAAAUCCCAAAAAUCAUCGACAAGCAGCGAAUUGAAUUAACAAAACCCAAACAAACACAUAGAGAUACUAAAUAGAAAUACAAAACAAAACAAAACAAAAAAAGAAAACAUUUAUGGAAAUUAACAAAUGAAAUUGUGAUAAACGCGUAAUGCAUACAAAGUCAUUGAUAAUUGCAUGUAAGUAAGAACGUCACGAAGAAGUUGUAAGAAUUGUAAAAACAAAAGCAAAGAGAAAAAAGGAAACGUUGAUGCAACACUGAACACUGAAGUUUAUAGCCAUAACGUAACAACCGAAGCAGAAGCAGAGGCAGAGACAGCUACAUAGACAAAAACAAAAACAGACAAAUAGCAACAAAUUAAAUACUACUUACUACUGUGUAACACAAGUAUGAAUGAAUUAAUGAAUUAAUCCAUGCACCAUCUAUAGGAAAUAUAUGAUGAUUAUAUAUAUGGAAAGUAGCGUGUACUGUAUCAGAGCUAUUUCAUGUAUUAUCUGUAUAGUGUACUAUAUAGAAAGAGGGCAAAGGCACGCGCAUGCUGCAUGCGACGGUCACAAAUUAAACUGUUGAUAACUAAACUUUGAUAUUAGUUUGUAAAAUGUACGUACAUAAUGUAAUCUUAAUUUACUGCAUAUGGUUUUUUUAUUGUAAAGCAAUCAAUCCACCAAUCUAUCAACCAAUCAAUCAAUCAAUCAACCAACCAUCAAUUAGGCAUCGCGUUUAAUUAUCAAAAUUGUAAAACAAUAGCGACUUCCCAUUCAUUUUCAAUAUAUAACUUAGUUUUUACUUGCUUUAUGUACUUUUCAAAAAUUUAAGGGGAGCUUAAGAAUACAUUUCUAAAUACUACUUACUAUCGUAUAUAAAUUAGAUUGAAUCCUUCCUCAGCCUUAUGCCAUUUAAUACAUUAAAUGCUCCCUUUGUUUAUUUAGUUAAUUGCUAAAAAGAAAAAAAAACUCCCUAAAUGCAAAAGCAAUUUUUGUUAAACAUUAAGCAAAACUCUUAAAAAAAAAAGUUGAGAAGCAACUAUUUUCAUAUUAUAACAUAGCCUGAUAGCUAUGGCUAUGCAAUUGUUUUAAGUUUUUGUACUGCUCUUUGAAUAAUUUAAUAAAUGCGCUAGUUUCAGCAAAUUGAAAUAAAAA